AUGACGCAGGAGUUUGACUUUACCAAUCAUUCGCAUAGACGCUACAAUCCGUUGACCAAUAGAUAUGUCUUGUGCUCGCCGCAUAGGGCAAAGAGGCCAUGGAAGGGAGCCAAGGAGGAAAUUAAAAAGACCCAAUUGCCCGAGUAUGACCCAAAGUGUUACUUGUGUCCAGGAAACAUUCGAGCCACUGGUGAUGUCAACCCGAAAUACCAAUCGACCUAUAUUUUCACCAACGACUAUCCUGCCGUGCGAUUGGAUCAACCAGACUAUGUUGCUGAUGAAACCACCGACAAAACUAAAUCGAGUUUGAAAAGCAGGCUCUUCAAGACGCAGGGAGUGAGGGGGAAAUGUUUAGUUAUCUGCUUUUCGCCAAAGCAUAACCUCACCAUCCCUCUCAUGACGUUUGCAGAACUCAACAAUGUAGUGCAAGCGUGGCAAAACUUGUAUAAUGACUUGUUGCUCGAGGUGGAGACAAAAAAGAGCCCUUACAAGUAUCUACAAAUUUUCGAGAACAAGGGCUUUGCAAUGGGCUGUUCGAAUCCGCAUCCACAUGGGCAAGCCUGGUGUUUGGAUUCUGUCCCUUCAGAAGUAGACGACGAAUUGGUCAACAUGCUGAAGUAUUUCCACGAAAACCACAGUCAUUUCCUUGGCGAUUACGUCCAGUUGGAAUUGCAGGAGAAAUCGAGGCUUGUUGCCGAGAACGACUCGUUUAUAGUGGCUGUCCCUUAUUGGGCAUUAUGGCCUUUUGAAACGUUGUUGAUUUCAAAAGAACAUGUCAAGUCGUUACGAGAUUUCACUGAAAAGCAUAGACUGGACUUGUGUCAAAUUUUAAAGACUUUGACUACGAAAUACGACAACUUGUUCAAUACCUCGUUCCCGUACUCGAUGGGUAUCCAUCAAGAGCCAUUUGAAUGUUCAAAAGACCACCGUGAAUGCUCGUGGUUCCACAUCCAUUUUUACCCACCGUUGUUGAGAUCUGCAACUGUCAAAAAGUUCUGCGUUGGGUUUGAGAUGCUUGGCGGGGCACAGCGUGAUUUAACCAGCGAGCAAGCUGCUGCCAGACUUCAAGAGCUAGAUGGGGACAACCAUUAUACAAAUUUAAUAGAGUAG
This is a messenger RNA of Lodderomyces beijingensis, 1110 nucleotides long. Lineage: Eukaryota; Fungi; Ascomycota; Pichiomycetes; Serinales; Debaryomycetaceae. The record is from the annotation of a GenBank genome assembly.